AUGAGUACGGCGCAAUUGAUCAAUAGUAUUAGAGAAAAGUCGAAUGCAACUGAUCCGUGUACGAGAUCAAACUAUUUCCAGUUCAAAGUCGACGAUACUGAAUUGACAUUAUCUGUAUCAUUUGAUAGAAAAAUAAUUAGUGGUUCGGUGAAAUAUCAUUUAGUCAAUACUGGAAACGCUGAUGAAGUUAUUCUUGAUACGAGGUACUUGUUGAUCAAGGAUGUCAAAGUCAAUUCCUUAAAGACCGAGUACAUCUUAUCUGAGCCGAUUCCGAUUUAUGGUUCUGCUCUACAUGUGCCAUUGCCAACAACAAUAGACCAUUCCUCCUUGAUUGUUGAAAUUGACUUUGAGACUACCGAUAAAUGUACUGCUAUUCAAUUCUUUCAAGGAGACACGGGUCCCUAUGUAUUUUCACAGUGCCAAGCUAUCCAUGCUCGUAGUUUAUUUCCAUGCUUUGACACUCCAGCUGUAAAGUCAAAAUAUACAUUUACUGGUAAAUCGCCUUUGAAAGUAACCAUGUCUGGGAGACCCCAAGAAACAAGUGAACCAAACACAUAUGUCUUUAGCCAACCAAUUCCAAUUCCAUCGUAUCUUGUCUCUAUCACCUCGGGGAAUUUGCACAAAGCACCAAUUGGUCCACGGUCAGAUGUAUAUAGUGAAGAACCACUGCUUGCUGCAUGUAAAUGGGAAUUUGAAAAAGAUAUGGAGAAUUUCCUUCAAAUUGCUGAAUCUUUAGUCUUUGAUUACGAGUGGGAGAGAUUUGACUCAUUAGUUUUACCACUGAGCUUCCCAUAUGGUGGUAUGGAAAUUCCCAAUAUGACACAAUUAACACCAACUUUGAUAUGUGGAGACAGAACCCAAACGAAAGUAAUGGCUCAUGAAUUAGCUCAUUCGUGGUCAGGAAAUUUAGUCACCAAUUGUUCAUGGGAACAUUUUUGGUUAAAUGAAGGAUGGACAGUUUAUUUAGAGAGAAGAAUUAUUGGUGCUCUUGCGAAACAAGAAUAUAAAGCUCAGGGUAAAAGUGAAAAAGAGGCAGCAGAGUAUGGUGAGAAAGUUAGGCAUUUCAAUAUGCUUUCUGGGUGGAAUGAUUUGAAGGAGACUUGCAAUACAUUUAAUCCAAAAUUUACAAAAUUGGUAUGUGACUUGACUAACCAAGACCCAGAUGAUACAUUUUCUAGAAUACCUUAUGAAAAGGGAUCCUUCUUUUUAUUUUACUUGGAAAGGAGACUAGGUGGACUAGAGGAAUUUGAUCCUUUUAUUAAAUAUUAUUUCCGGAAGUUUAGGUACCAGUCCUUGAAUUCUUCUCAGUUUGUUGAAACAUUGUAUGAGUUUUAUGAACCAUUGGGGAAGAAAAACGUAUUGGAUAGCAUUGAUUGGGAGAAACAAUUUUUCCAACCUGGAUUGCCGGAAGAGCCACAUUUGGAUACAACUUUGGCAGAUGAAGUUUAUGCGUAUGGUAACAAAUGGGUAGAGUUUGUGAAUAAUCUGAACAAUAAUGAAACCGCUGACGUGCCUUUCACUGAGGCCGAUAUUGCAACUUUCCAGGGUGGGCAAGAUAUGCUACUCAUUGAUUAUUUGGUUGAAAAGUUUAGAAAGUGUAAGGUUUCACCUCAUCUUAUUAGAAAACUUCCAGAUAUUUAUCCUAGAUACGCAACUAGUAAAAACGGUGAGAUUAAAUCUCGCUGGAAUGAAUUGUUGAUAACUAAUGGCAAGUAUACUCCCGAGGACCAGUUGGUGCAAGAUUUUGCCGAGUGGAUUGGCCAUACAGGUAGAAUGAAAUAUGCACGUCCUGGUUAUAAACUUUUAUACAAUGGUGUUUCUAAAGAAUUUGCAGUUGAUACAUUUAAGAAAUACCGAGAUUUUUACCAUCCUAUUUGCAGGACUAUGAUUGAAAAGGAUUUGAACUUGGCUUAG
Molecule: messenger RNA, 1914 nt
Organism: Lodderomyces oxycetoniae
Lineage: Eukaryota; Fungi; Ascomycota; Pichiomycetes; Serinales; Debaryomycetaceae
Gene: LKH1
Product: bifunctional aminopeptidase/epoxide hydrolase
Exons: 1
Coding region: 1-1914 (637 amino acids)
Biological process (GO): proteolysis
Cellular component (GO): cytosol
Molecular function (GO): zinc ion binding; epoxide hydrolase activity; metallopeptidase activity
Source: RefSeq, a predicted model, not a curated record